AUAUAUGAACGUUACGCAUUGAUAUUCGUACCGUUCUACUGAGACAACGUUGGAGGAGCACGGGGUUUUUAAUUUCUUGUUGCAUCCACGGCUAGCUAUAUAAGGGUUUGAUUUGUGUGCUCGAGCAGUGAUGUCGGAGUUCCUGGUUAGUCUGCUUGGCGAGCGGCUUGUGAACAGUGAAAAAGCCGAGAUUGAUGUCCAGGCGCUGGGCAGCAAGCUGUCUGUUAUCGGACUCUACUUCGGUUGCAGUCUCAAUGGUCCUUGCAAACAGUUCAACGCCAGCCUGUGUGAGUUUUACAACAAGUUCAAAAAUUCAUCAGAACACAAAGACAAAUUGGAAAUCGUUUUUGUCUCAUCCGAUCAGGACCAGAAACAUUGGCAGGACUUCUUACAUGAGAUGCAAUGGCCGGCGUUGCCUUUUAAAGAGAGACACAAAAAGAUGAGGUUGUGGAACAGAUACAAGGUGACCAGCAUCCCUUCUCUGGUGUUUGUGGACGCAGUCACGGGGAGGGCAGUGUGUCGGAACGGUCUGCUGGUGGUGCGCGACGACCCCAAAGGCUUGGAGUUCCCCUGGGGGCCCAAGCCUUUCGCGGAGGUGGUGGCCGGACCCCUCCUCCAGAGCAGUGGGCAAAGUGCAGACAGCAGCUCCCUGGAAGGGUCUUACGUUGGGGUGUACUUCUCCGCCCACUGGUGUCCCCCCUGUCGCAGUCUAACGCGGGUGCUGGCGGAGUCGUAUCGGACGGUGAAGGACUCGGGGCAGAAGUUUGAAAUCGUCUUUGUCAGUGCGGACAGGUCAGAAGACUCCUUUACGCAGUAUUUCAGUGAGAUGCCUUGGGUCGCCAUCCCGUACGCAGACGAGGGUCGACGAUCACGACUCAACCGGCUGUAUGGAAUUCAAGGGAUCCCCACCCUGAUCCUGCUGGACCUGGAGGGCCGCGUGAUCACCCGUCAGGGUCGGGUGGAGGUGCUGAAUGACCUCGAGUGCCGCUUCUUCCCCUGGCUGCCCCGCCCCGUUCUGGAGCUCAGCGAGGCCAAUGCCGUGCACCUCAACGAGGGGCCCUGCUUGGUGCUGUUCGUGGAUGCAGAAGAGAAGGAGGAGCUACAGCUGGCCAGAGAGCUGAUCCAGCCAAUCGCUGAGAAGAUCAUGGCUAAAUACAAAACGAAGGAGGAGGAGACACCACUACUGUUUUUUGUGGCUGGAGAGGACGACGUGAGCGACUCGCUGCGCGAUUACACCAACCUGCCAGAGGCGGCGCCACUGCUCACCGUCCUGGACAUGUCGGCCCGGGCCAAGUACGUGCGCGACGUGGAGGAGAUCACGCCCGCCGUCGUGGAGCAGUUUGUGGCUGACUUCCUCGCAGAGAUGCUCAAGCCUGAACCAAUCUGAGGAGUGAGAGGGAGAAUGCAAGAGAGAGAGAGAGCGGGGGGAUGGGGUACCCCUCACCUCUCAUCCCCUCUUCUGUACCCACUCUGUCCUGACUGAUGAAGUGGGCCACUUUUACACCCAUCCUCUCCCUGCAAGUGCCUCUGUAGUGACGUAGACACCCACGAGCCCAUGAAGUUCUUCUUUUCCACAUGAAAACCACACAGCUUGGCAAAGAUCAAUUUUAAAUAUUAAAUUAAAUAUUUCAUUUGAUGGCCAGACUCUUUUCAAAUUCAUGUUCUGACCUGCCAACAAGUCAAUUUAAGUCACUAAAGAAAGUUCUAAGUCAAGGUCUGUAUUUAAAAUUGUUAAAGAGUUUGUUACUGAGACAAAAUGACAAGACUUAUAGUUUCCUAUUUAAAAUAACCACAUUCAUAGUUGUCUGACAUUCUUAGAACAUUAUCGUAUUACAAUUGAAAUGGUAAAUGGUUGGAAUUUAUAUAGCGCCUUUAUCCAAAGCGCUGUACAAUUGAUGCUUCUCAUUCACCCAUUCAUACACACACUCACACACCAACGGCGAUUGGCAGCCAUGCAAGGCACCAACUAGCUCAUCAGGAGCAUUGGGGGGUUUGGUGUCUUGCUCAGGGACACUUCAACACAGCCCGGGCGGGGCAUCGAACCGGCAACCCUCCAACUGCCAGACAACAGCUCUUACUGCCUGAGCCAUGAGCCAAUUGACAAUUUGUUGUAAUGCAGAGUGUUCUUGUUCUCUACAAUUCUAUAUUUAAAUGUGUCAAAUAAUGUAAAUGUGUUAUGCCAGAACUGCCACUCAACCCUGAGUGUUAAAAGGAUUUUCUGUGAAGGUCCCAAUGGAAAAUAUUGUAUGUUUCUGACAGCACAAAAAUAAUUUUUACAAUCCAAUUAUUUUCAAGUGUUGGAAAAGUGUUUGUUCACAGUUCCUGUUUUUUUCCUAUCUCUCUGCGGGUUAAAUAUUUCUGUCUCUGAACUGCCAACCACAUUUAUUCCAUUUCUGAGAUUAUCGGCCCCCUCUCACAAUUCCCCUCUCCCCCCUAAUUUACACCGAUCAGCC
Messenger RNA from Conger conger (European conger), 2453 nucleotides. RefSeq names its product nucleoredoxin (gene nxn). Gene Ontology annotation, molecular function: thioredoxin-disulfide reductase (NADPH) activity. NCBI's taxonomy places the organism in Eukaryota, Metazoa, Chordata, Actinopteri, Anguilliformes, Congridae. The transcript is spliced from 8 exons. Bases 131 to 1387 code for a protein of 418 amino acids. The record is from RefSeq and is a predicted model, not a curated record.